Molecule: messenger RNA, 2748 nt
Organism: Theobroma umbraticum
Lineage: Eukaryota; Viridiplantae; Streptophyta; Magnoliopsida; Malvales; Malvaceae
Product: putative receptor protein kinase ZmPK1
Biological process (GO): recognition of pollen; protein phosphorylation
Molecular function (GO): ATP binding; protein serine/threonine kinase activity
Source: RefSeq, a predicted model, not a curated record
GAAUGUUGUGCGCGUAUUUGCAGCCAAGAAAUUCAUGGCCAAGUAUUUUCCAUUUCUGGUUCUCAUUUUAUUUCUUUUCGUUUCUAUUCAGUUUUCAUCAUCAGCUGUUCCUAUCCUAAGGCAAGGCUCGUCUCUGUCCGUGGAGAAUCCAGAUGACAUUUUGGUCUCGCCAAGUGGCGUAUUCUCCGCUGGUUUUUACCCCGUUGGCCAUAACGCUUAUUGCUUCGCCAUCUGGUUCAGCAAGCCUUGCCAUGAUGGUAGCCACACCACAGUUUGGAUGGCAAACCGGGAUACUCCUGUUAAUGGGAGGCGCUCAAAGCUCUCCAUACUGAAAACUGGCCAUAUUAUCUUAACUGAUGCGGGAGAAUUCAUAAUUUGGACGAGCAACAACAGAGAUUCAGAGUCCUGGUCACAGUUAAAGCUCCUUGAUUCAGGUAAUCUUGUUCUCCAAACUCCAGAGAAUGUUACUCUUUGGCAAAGCUUUGAUUCACCAACGGAUACUCUUCUCCCUGACCAACCACUCACCAGGUACAAAAGUCUUGUAUCAGCACGAAGCCAAACUAACUAUUCUUCAGGUUACUACAAGCUGAUAUAUGACUACGAUAACGUUCUUCGUCUUGUCUUGGAUGGUCCUGAAACAUCCAGCAUCUACUGGCCGGAUUCAACCCUCCUGGACUACCAACAAGGAAGAACAAGAUACAAUGACAGCAGAAUAGCAGUGCUUGACUCUCAAGGUUAUUUUACAUCUUCUGACAAACUGGAGUUCCGGUCAACUGAUUUUGGUAGAGGACCAUGGAGAAGAUUGAAGCUUGAUUUUGAUGGUAACCUUAGACUAUACACACUUGAAGAUCAAAAAGGGAUAUGGUCUGUCACAUGGCAAGUUAUGUCUAAUCCCUGUAGAAUACACGGAGCCUGUGGACCAAAUAGUAUAUGUAGCUACGAUCCAAGUUCAGGCCCAAAGUGCUCUUGCCCACCGGGAUUCAAACUGAAAAACCAGGCAGACUGGACAGAUGGAUGCGAACCAGAAUUUGACCUUUCUUGCAGCAAUCAUGAUAUCAAGUUUGUCAAACUCCGUCAUGUUAACUUUUUUGGCUACUAUUACGAUAUUCUCCGUAAUUAUACCUUAAAAGAGUGUGCCAAGGCUUGCUUGGAUUCGUGUUGUAUAGCCUUUCAAUACAGAUAUUUCCCAGAGGAUGGUGCUUAUCGCUGUUAUUCAAAAUGGGAAUUGCGGAAUGGACAUCGUUACUCUAGCUACAAUGGAACCUUGUAUCUGAAACUCCCAAAAUCAUUCACUUACGACAAAGCUGUUGAGGAAUUCAAAUUAAAUUGCUCGAGCAAUCAGACAAAACAGCUGGAAAGAGCUUAUCACAAGGAAACUGGAUAUGGAUCGUUAAAGAUUUUGAUUUGGUGCGCUUCUGUAAUUGGAUUGAUUGAGAUGAUCUGCAUCGUUCUGGUGUUCUGUUUCUUGUAUAAAACCCAGCAAAGUUCUGAUACAGCAACUUGCGGCUACCUUGUUGUUGCGCCUGGAUUCAAAAAAUUCUCCUAUGAUGAGUUGAAAAAGGCAACACGGGGAUUCAGUGAAGAGAUUGGACGAGGGGGAGGUGGGGUGGUUUACAAGGGAGUUUUGUCUGAUCAACGAGUUGCAGCAAUUAAGCGACUCAAUAUUGAAGCUAAUCAAGGAGAAGAGGAAUUUCUUGCAGAAAUAAGCACCAUAGGGAGGCUUAACCACAUGAACCUAAUUGAGAUGUGGGGAUACUGCGCAGAGGGUAAGCAUAGGCUUCUGGUAUAUGAGUACAUGGAAAAUGGAUCAUUGGCAAAGAACCUCAUGUCCGAUUCGCUUGAUUGGAAGAAGAGGUUCCAAAUCGCGGUAGGCACAGCAAAAGGUCUGGCUUAUUUGCAUGAAGAAUGCUUAGAAUGGGUUCUGCACUGUGAUGUCAAGCCUCAAAACAUACUGCUGGAUUCUAACUACAAUCCCAAAGUAGCAGAUUUUGGCCUAUCCAAACUGUUCAAUAGAAACAGUCUUAAAAGUUCAAGCUUUUCCAAAGUUAGAGGAACAAGAGGUUACAUGGCACCUGAGUGGGUUUACAAUCUGCCCAUCACCUCCAAAGUAGACAUCUACAGCUAUGGAAUUGUCCUCCUGGAGAUGUUAACAGGGAGGAGCCCAGCAAUAGGUGUUCCUGCGGUUAAAAACAGUGGAGAAGUAUGGCACCAGAGUUUAGAAGAAUGGGUUAAAGGGAAGAAAAAUGGAGCUGCUGCAACAACGUCUUGGGUAGUAGAGCUCAUAGACCCUGCCAUUGGCUACGAUUAUGACAGAAAUAAAUUGGAAAAUCUGCUGGAGGUGGCUAUAAAGUGUACAGAAGCCGACAGACACGCAAGACCAUCCAUGAGCCGAGUAGUUCAAAUGCUUAUAGGUGACAAAAUUGAUCCUAAUUAGCAGCGACAAUAAUAAAACUGCAGGACACCCUGACAGGCCUUGUUAGGUGCGUCCCAGUAUCUUUCCAAUAGUUAGGAUUUCUCUGUAAACAUAUAAUUUUGUUUUAGUGUCUAUUAAUUAUUAAUGCAAUUCUAGCUACAUCGGAAAUUCAACGCAAUGAGAACCUUAUUCGAGUUCUGGAAUAAGUCGAUGGGUUGUGGAUCCUUCUGUUGCCUUUUUUAUUCUUGUAUUGGUCUUUUGCUUUGUGGCUGUGAAUGUGCAGGUUAAGGGCUGGAACUUUUUGUUUUUCUUUUGUACCAGCCGGUUGGUGGAUC